GCGCAUGCGUAUGACUAUGUAAAUAACAGUAGUGGCUAAGCGCUAGUUGUUUGGAGUUCCUAGUUAGCUGGAGUUUUACAAUUAAACCACGAACUAUUAAUGGUAUGUAGUGAAGCUGUUUGGGACCGCAAGUGGUAGGUGAUUAUUUCAGGGGUUAAUAAUCGUCACCGCUGCGAAAACCUCUUUAAUAAACCUCAUGUUGAUAAGUUCACCCUGCUAGCUCUGAGGCUAACGGUGCGAGCUGCCCAGGCAGGAGCAGGAUGACAGGUAAACCCGCUGGCUAGUCUGUGAGCGCUCCGGUUAGCUGGCUCACGGAGAUCCACUGCAUCGGCAUCAGAUGUGGUGUAGACUGAACAUUUCAACAUUUUAAUAAGAAAUAAAAGGGUGCAGCUUAUUAAUUAAGUAGUGAGUUUCGGUGUAUUACAAUCAUAUCCAGUGCCUAGAAAAGAGGAAAUCUGUGAACUCUAGAGGGAUUCGCCAUGCUAUCUGAGAACAGGAAACGACAGCGUACUCGAGGUGAUGAUGAUGAUGCACUUAUGACGCCUCAGGCCAAAAGAUCAAGCACAACACUCCAGUGUUCUGAGGGAAGCAGAGAAGCGUGGGAGUCUGAGUCCUUCAGCAGUGACAGCAGCGGGGUCAGUAGUCCAGAGCAUGCAGCUGGGACCAGCAGCAGCGCGAGCAGUCAGUACGGAGCCGAAAACCUCAGGUCCUGCAGUCCACAUAGUUCCUUGGACCAGUCUGACGCCACAAGCCUGGGUUCAUACGAACAUAUCAACCGCGUCCUGAGAGAGGCUCACUUCCAGAGCCUCCACAACAGAAGUCAGACACGGGAUAGGUGACUUUCAGAGGCUUUCCCAUCUGCUAGUGACCCCUUCACUCUACCUGCGCGCCUGGCUACAUUCCCCAGGAGACGGGGUAGAGAUCAUCUCCAAGUUUAUUCUGACUUUUACAUGCUAGAGCUCUCAUUUGUGAUUAGUGUGUUUUUUUUUCUGAAUCGAAAGACCUUGUGACCUUGAACCUGUUUAAAAAAAAAAAAAAAAACUUAAAAACAACUAAUGACUUAUUAGAGCACAAAAGGAUUCACAUUGUAAGCAAUAAUAGCUUGGCGACAAUGCAACCUUUUGUGACAUACACACUGUGUAUUUUUUAUUUUUUUUCUUCUGAACACACCAGUUUACAUGUAAAUGAGAGCUUCAUUGCAGGUGGAACUGCACCUGGUGCAUAUUAUCAUUUCAUUGCUGGUUCACUUGUGCACUUGCGGGGUACGGGGUAAUCGGAUUUCCUUCGAGAAAUCUUUUAUUUAUUGAACUCGAUUGCUAAGUUGGCACAUGAUGUAUGUUGAUGCGAGGUAUAAACCUAUGGUCGUAAUAAUAACAAGCUCCUGGGUUUGUAACUCUCCAAUGGAACAGCCACUUCAACUCACUGAUACGCAUCCUUCCCCUCACCAUCUCGUACUCGCCCCUUAUCUAAUGCUCAUGGGAAUCCUCCCGUAGGUUGAUCUCCAGUUAAAUUGAAAGAUUAAUUGUUUUUACUAUAUAUUUUUAUGGAAACCUUGAAUGACAUUUUACAUUCGUGUCACCUACAUUUUAAAAAUAAAGCUGGCUGUUCCCAAGUACAUGAGUGCAACGUUAUUAAAAAUGAAUGAUAAAACUGC
This is a messenger RNA of Neoarius graeffei (lesser salmon catfish), 1654 nucleotides long. RefSeq names its product protein FAM104A. Lineage: Eukaryota; Metazoa; Chordata; Actinopteri; Siluriformes; Ariidae. The transcript has 4 exons. The record is from RefSeq and is a predicted model, not a curated record. The coding region runs from base 480 to 839 and encodes 119 amino acids.